UGAUAAGAUCGCUGAGCUUGAGGCUGAGAGAACUGAACUUAAGGCCAGGAUUGCCGAGCUUCUAAGACAGACUGUGGAAGAGAAUAAGAUGCGUGAUGUUAAGGUCAAGGAACUAGAGCAAAAGAAUAUAGAGCUUGAGAAUAGACUCGCUAUAUUAGAACAGGGAGAAAAAA
Messenger RNA from Acaulospora morrowiae, 173 nucleotides. NCBI's taxonomy places the organism in Eukaryota, Fungi, Glomeromycota, Glomeromycetes, Diversisporales, Acaulosporaceae. The record is from the annotation of a GenBank genome assembly.